GAGACGAUUGGAGUUGAGUUUGAGUUACAUUCAUCGCCGUUUUAUGAAGGCUGAAAGGAGAAUGCAAGCCAACCAAAACUUGCCUUUCAAAGACCACCAGAUUCAGUUUCAGUUUAGUCGACUGGUGAUGUCAGGGGGUGCUUCAACGGAGGAGACACAGCAGAAGCCUGCUUCGUCUCCAGAGCCUUCCACACCGACGCGCAAAAACUUUACUGUAACUGAUGACCUUGUUUUGCUGCGCUGCGUGAACUUAGUGAAGCCAUGGGAAGCUGCUAUGCGAACUACUAACGGAAUAAUGAAGGCAUUCGAGGUUGUGGCAGAUAAGUGCCGUGC
Molecule: messenger RNA, 333 nt
Organism: Phytophthora nicotianae INRA-310
Lineage: Eukaryota; Oomycota; Peronosporomycetes; Peronosporales; Peronosporaceae
Exons: 1
Source: RefSeq, a predicted model, not a curated record